Setaria italica (foxtail millet) is the source of this 2668-nucleotide messenger RNA. Its product is annotated as probable serine/threonine-protein kinase WNK7. Gene Ontology annotation, cellular component: cytoplasm. Gene Ontology annotation, biological process: intracellular signal transduction; protein phosphorylation. The record is from RefSeq and is a predicted model, not a curated record. The transcript is spliced from 4 exons. Bases 429 to 2399 code for a protein of 656 amino acids. Gene Ontology annotation, molecular function: ATP binding; protein serine/threonine kinase activity. Lineage: Eukaryota; Viridiplantae; Streptophyta; Magnoliopsida; Poales; Poaceae.
UAUUUGGGUUGUGGGGAGGCAUCCUGUUCCAUCACUCAAUCGAUCUCUCUCCAUCAGUUAUCGUCCGCCACGACCUUGUGCUGUGCGUGUCGCUGCCACAUAAAAUUCGCUCUCUCCUUGUCAGCGUCAGAUGAGUGCACGGCCCUGCUGCCUCGGCGCCGCGCACCACGCGCACGCACACGCGGGGCGGGCCUCUUCUUCUUCCUCCUCCUCUUCUGCUGGGUCCUGCUGGGCGUCCAUGGCGCCGUGGAUCGUCGUCGACUGCUCCAACCUCAGCUGGCUCCUCUUCUUCACCUACGACACUCACAACUUCGCCAAGCCCGGCCUCUAGCACACGCCUCUUGUGGUCCAUUUUCUUCCACAACCUAGCGAGCAAUUCUGUUCUCUUCAUCAGUGGAGCAACCAGCAAGUAGCAAGCGCGGUCGAGCAUGUCCGGGCCUCGGCGGUGCGGCAGCAGGCGGCCAGCGGUGGUAGGGGACAGCAGCAACGGAUACGUCGAGACCGACCCCACCGGACGCUAUGGCAGGUUCGAUGAGCUCCUUGGCAAGGGGGCGAUGAAGUCGGUGUACCGUGGUUUCGACGAGGAGCGCGGCGUGGAGGUGGCGUGGAACCAGGCGCAUCUGACAGAUGUUCUCCGCACCCCGAAUGCGGUGGAGCGCAUGUACUCGGAGGUGCAGCUGCUGAGCACGCUCCGGCACGACGCCAUCAUCGGCUUCCACGCCUCCUGGGUCGACGUCUCCCGCCGCACAUUCAACUUCAUCACGGAGCUCUUCUCCUCCGGGACGCUCCGCUCCUACCGCCUCCGCUACCCUCGCGUGAGCCUCCGAGCCAUCCGCUCCUGGGCGCGCCAGAUCCUCCGCGGCCUCGCCUACCUCCACGCCCACGACCCGCCGGUGAUCCACCGCGACCUCAAGUGCGACAACCUGCUGGUGAACGGGCACCAGGGCCAGGUCAAGAUUGCCGACCUGGGCCUCGCCGCCGUGCUCCGCCAUCAGUCGACGGCGCACAGCGUCAUCGGCACGCCGGAAUUCAUGGCGCCCGAGAUGUACGACGAGGAGUACGACGAGCGGGUGGAUGUGUACUCCUUCGGCAUGUGCAUGCUGGAGAUGCUCACCGUGGAGUACCCCUACAGCGAGUGCUCCAACCCCGCGCAGAUCUACAAGAAGGUCACCGCCGGCAAGCUGCCCGACGCCUUCUACCGCGUCCAGGACGACGACGCGCGCAGGUUCAUCGGCAGGUGCCUUGUCAUUGCGUCCAAGAGGCCAUCGGCUGCGGAGCUCUUGACGGACCCUUUCCUGCUCGAUGAUCAUCAUCAUUCCAAGUCUGCUUGUGCCGUGAUGCCACCGUCGUCAUUGCAUGUUGCUGCUUCUUGUUCUUCGACCUGCAGCACCUCCGAUGUUGAGGAGGAUGCAGAACCUCCUACCCCCAUCAGGACGGACAUGACCAUCACCGGCAAGCUCAACGCCGAGGAGGACACCAUCUUCCUCAAAGUACAGAUCGCCGACCAGACAGGAAAUAAUGUGCGGAACAUCUACUUCCCGUUCGACAUGGCGAGCGACACCGCGAUGGAGGUGGCGGAGGAGAUGGUGAAGGAGCUAGAAAUCACGGACCGCGACCCGUCGGAGAUCGCGGCCAUGAUCGAGCAGGAGAUCGAGAGGCUGCUGCCCGGGCGAGAGCAGCAGCACGAGUACAGUGUGUACGCGGCAAAUGGUGACGACGAUGACGGAAACGAGGAGCGCCCUCCUCCCUUCUACUACCCCUCCUCUUCCCCCACCUCCUCCCAAGGCUCUCUCUGCGGGGUGGGGCCUUACGCCUCGGGAGGCUUCUCCGGCACACAUGGCGGUGGCUGGUCCAAAGAUUACGGAUGCUACACUUCUUUAAGCGACGACGAUGACAUGAGCUCCAUGCAUUCCGGUAAGUACUCUGCUCUGCAUUACGCCUCAGGUAAUGAAGAAGAGGAGGCCAAAUUACCACCUGAAGAGGAGAAUGUAGUAGGGCCCAGCUCCUGCACAGCAAAGGCAUCAAGAUUCAGCCCAGGAGAGAGGAGCAGCAGAAGCCCAGGGAGAGCAGAUACGGCCCAGCAGCAGUCGCUCGCGCGGCAGCUGCAGCGGCAGUGCAGCCUGGCGCCGCACGCCGGGCGGCCGCGGCGGCGUGACGACGACGACCACCACCACCAUGGUAGGAGGAAUAAUAGGAUGACGCGGAACCGGUCGAUGGUGGACAUGCGGAGCCAGCUGCUUCACCGGACGCUGGUGGAGGAGCUCAACCGCCGCCUCUUCUUCAACACCGUCGGCGCCGUCGAGAACAUCGGCUUCCGGGCACCGGCCACCGCCUCCUCGUCGUCGACGCGUGGAAGGAGAAGCAAAGACGACAAGCAUCACCAGUAUGUCAUGCUUUAGUUGAGCAAUCUGUUUUUUUGUACUUGAAGAACUGAACUGUUACUGCUGUACAGUUGUACUUGUACAGAGGAGAAAAAUACAUGUUGUGUCACCAUGGCAUGCCCUUAAAAGAGUGUGUGUGUAUUUUUCGAGAGUGUAGGCUAGCAGAAAAGUAGUGGUAUGGUUUGUUGCAAGGCUCGCGACAUGUAAGCUAUGACUCUGUACAUUCUUGCCGCAAAGUAAUAACGGCAAAAACAGUAGUACGCUCGCCGAUUGUUCUUUUUGCUACA